GUUGACAGAACGAGCUGGCUGAAGGAGAAACCUGACAGUAGAGAUAUUCAUGUACUCGAAGAUGUAUCUACUCGUAAUAGUGGCUUUACUUUUCAGCUGUCUUGAAAAUGGGGCCUCGCAGACCACAACCGUUGCAUCUCGGCUGGCCAAAGACCCGAAUAAAGAUUUGGAAGAUGUACUUGCAAGCAAGGUGCAUCACCGAGUCGUCUCCCAGUACAUCGCGAAGUUCACGCAGGCACUUGUGAAGUACUGCCCGGAAAGCGUCAACUACCACUGGUGGGACGUCAUGGCAAUGUGGCGGAGAAUGUCCAAGCGAGAUGCACCAUCUAGCGACCAACUAAUGCUGGAGUCGGGGGUCUCUGCUCUGAGAGAAUUAGUUUCCAUUUAUGAAAAUUGUACUGUUAAAGGGUUUCGGAAUAUGACAUUCACAAAUCUCGGUGCGACGGGACGACUUGGGCCGACUUCAGUUGGUAAACAUUACGACGGCCAGGACCAUCAGGGCAAGGUGACCUUAGUGAACGGGACACAGCUCUUUACCAUCCCUGUCUCCGGUCUCUACCGGAUCCAUGCCGCUGGCGCUGCAGGGGGAUGUGACAAUGGUAGAUGUCAUGACCGCAGUCACGGCGCUGUUGUAGCUGGGACGUUCAAUUUAAAAUCAGGUCGUCAACUUAAAAUCCUGGUUGGUCAGAUGGGAGGACAGCACAGGUACCAAUCAAGUGGCGGCGGCGGUGGGACGUUCGUCACAUAUGCUGAUAAUGAUCCGUUGAUCGUGGCUGGUGGCGGCGGCGGGAUAGAAAAACUUAAUCAAGGGCAGGCUGUGUGCAGCGGCACGGCGCGUAACGAUGGCAACCGUGGAUUUGGAGGGCAAGCUUGGCCGGGUGGUCGUAACGGACAGGGUGCUUCGACAGCUGACUCCGGCAAUUCAGGUGGAGGAGGGGGCGGUCUUCUAACGGACGGGAGGAGCAGUGCCAAAUACGGCGGGUCCGGGAAUGGGGGCGAAGGCGGAAAGGCGUUUGUGAACGGCGGUGCAGGAGGAAGAACCAAAUUCUGGCCGGAUCCACAGUACAACACCGCGAACGGUGGGUUCGGGGGCGGGGGCGGGGCCUACGGAAAUGGCGGAGGAGCGGGCGGAGGGGGAGGCUACUCUGGCGGGGCUAGUGGGGACAACGUCAGUAAUUCCUGCGGAGGGGGAGGAGGCUCCUACAACGCUGGGACAGACCAGACGGGCAACGACGGGGAGAAUGAGGGACACGGAUACGUCGUGCUUACCAGACUGGAAUGAUUUGAGUGCAAGCAGCAGCCACUAGGACCUACAUGUAUCUACUGGUACACUGAUCACGUUAUUGAUAUGUUUAUUAUGACUGCCAGUACUGUUCAAAAGUAGUAGGACAAUACAGACCAGAGGAAAGUAUUCUAGCGCGCAGAGGUGUAACAAUAAAUUUGGGCGCCGGAUUACGUAACUUUUCCACUUCCAAAAUACCCUGUGAUUGUUCUGCCUUAACGGUAUGAUAACUGCAAUAGAAGAUGUGUAGCUUUUUACAGAGACAAGUAGAAACCCCUAAAACGAUACGAUCCGAGCGCAGAUAAUGAAUUUUGAGUGUUUACUUUAAAAAUAAAAUUGAUAUUUUACAGGUAAGUAGAGACUGCACAAAACAACUGUAAACAUACCUCAUAGAUAAGCAAAGAAGACAUAGAAUGUAACAAGGGCAUCGACAAAAAAUAAAAUGAAGAAAUGAAGUCAAUAAAAAGAUGACAUUAAAGAUAACAUGAAAUCAAACUGUAAUGGAAGACGAUAUGGGAAAUGGAACUGGUGUACCGUAAAUGUAUCAAUCUAUCUAUCUUUCUGUCUACCUGUACAUCAUAUAUAUCUUAUGUAUUUAAAGCAACUCGUGUUGCAGCAAGGAGUAGGUCUAAUCAACUCCUUCGCUGAAGUGAACAUCAUCAUUAUCUUGUAAUGCUGACAACCGCCCAUCAUUAAAUAAACAACACACUGAUAUA
This is a messenger RNA of Lingula anatina, 1998 nucleotides long. RefSeq lists its product as uncharacterized. NCBI's taxonomy places the organism in Eukaryota, Metazoa, Brachiopoda, Lingulata, Lingulida, Lingulidae. The record is from RefSeq and is a predicted model, not a curated record.